AUGGAUAGAAUAGAAUUUUCUAUGUUUCGAAGCUUAGGGGGUUCUUCGAUUCCCAAAGUUACAUCUAGAGCUGCCUUUCAUCAACAUCAUAUUUCAAGCGGAAUUAUUCAAUUAAUUAUAGAAGCCUAUACAGAAGAAAUUUUUAGAGAAAUGGAAUCUUAUCCUGAACUUCAAUUAACAGAAAUACAGUAUGCUGUGUUACGACAAAAAAUGCGUUCUUUGUAUGACCAUAUACGUCACCAUCCAGCCCUAGAUCAAAGAUAUUUAUGGGUUGGCAAAGGACGACCUAAUAUAGAUCCAGAUAUUGGAACUUCUUUACAUCCAUCGAGACAGAGUCGAGGCAGCUCUAAGCGUAAAAGAUAUUUAAUUGAAGAUACGCCUGAACAAAUCCAUGAAAGAAAUCAAAGUUAUGAAUCAACAACUACAGUCCAGAAAAAGGCAAAAUUAAGUUUUCCAUCAGAAGAGAUCUGCAAAACGAAUCGCUUGUGGGAGCAAAUCAACAAUACUCAUGAUUUCUACGACAAUGAAGUUGAAGUUAUUCAAGAUAGUGUACAGCAAUAUGUUUUUUCUUACAGAUGUGUAGCUGAAACUGGACCUUGCAUUGGAAUAUCACCAUUAUAUGACAGUGAAUGUACAGAAAGAUAUGGAUGGAUGUAUAUGUAUUACAGAAGAGUUGAUGAUCCUUUUCGAACUCCUCAGUGGGGAUUCGUAGCAGCUCCCCACCAUUGUGCUUGUAAAAUAACUCCGAAAUACAUUCCGGAUUCUUGACUGAACAGUUACUUUAUAAUACACUGACUUCCAUCGUCAAAAUGCGCCAACCAUUCCGCCUACUGAUUCAAGGACUAUGAAAAAAAAAACAUGUAUGAAAAUAUACAUUUAAGGUAAAUUUUUGUGUGACAUGUUGAAAGAUAAGCAUGACUUCUUAGUAAACAAAAAAUUUACACAUUAAAUUGAGUUUUAAAAAUAUAAUUAACAGUUUUACAUGGACUUAAUAUUGGAAAUAUAUCAAGAGAUAUAUUAUGCCAUGUUUUGUCACAUUUUUUAUCUUAUUAUAAUUAUUCAAAAUCAUAGCCUGUUGAUUAACAUAUUUAAAUAGUUGUAAUUAUAAAUAUUUAAAUAGUUGUAAUUCGUUAGGAUUUUGAAAAAUGAAAAUUUCCUGAUGAGCUAAAGAUCUCAUUAACCAUUGGAUAAGCAGCGAUGUGUUCUAUAGAGCUUUCUUACAAUCUGCAUGUUUCAAUCAAGAAUACUUAAAGAUCUUAUACUUCAAAAUGAUAGGGGCUUGAAACAAUUUGGGGAUAUUGAAGUUUUGUGUGAUACUAGAAAUCUGCAUCAAAAGCAUAUGAAAAAAACAUAGAAUACUCUUAAAAUAUUUUUUUAGAUAAUAUUUAUAUCAUGUAGGUUAAAACAGGAAAUUAAUUGUACAGUAAUGAACAAUUUUACAGAGUUCAGUUUCAUUGAAAAGGAAAUAAAUAGCAAAUACUCAGGGCAUGUAAUUAACUAUUUAGGUAUAAAAUGAAUUGGAUUAAAAAUUCAGGUAUAAAAACAGUAAUCUAACUACAUUUCAUUCCUGUUAUUGUUAAUCGUAUAAAAUUUCAACACUAUUUGAAGAGGGAAUAAUAAAAAAAAAUUACUGAAAACUGCUGAAUAUUACAGAUGUUUAAAGUUCUAUUAUAAAACACCUAGAAUUUAGUUUUCCUUGGUGUAUCAAUUUGUCUAAGUAGACCCUGAAAUAGUCAGCCACAUAACUAUUCUGUUAGUUCCAGAAAAAAAAAGCACUUCACAACAGAGUUAGACAGAAUGUAAGUUUAGAAAUGAUAUUAUUUACUGGUAUUAUGGGUUAAAUUUAAAUCUGAAAGAUAAUGACGAUUCAAUAUGUUAAGAUGCUUGCAUGACAAACGCCAGCUCAUUACUGCUUUCAAGCAUAAAUUAUGUAUUUCAAUGAGUACUAGACAUGUUCUACGUGAUAAUACAAAAGAUAAUCAUGCAGGAAUAGGAAAAGACCCCUUUCUAAAUAACAAGACAUUUUUUGGACAAAUAUUAAAAUUUUUAGAUGUUAAAAUUAUCAUAUUACCUAUACUGCAAUUAUAAAAAUGAAUAUCAACCAUGAAAAGCAGAUUCAAACAGCUAUAGUUGAAACAUCAGAGCAAGUAGUAUUAGUCGGAAGGUAUCUAGCAGGAGAAUUUUAUAUCAUUCGCUUAAAAUCUCCUGAUUAUCAAAUAAAAAAAUUAACCAAAUUUCUUAUGAUAGAGUUUGCUCAUCUACAAACUUUUCUUAGUUGAUUCAUUUUUCCAAUUUCUUAGCACCAUUUCUCAAGCCUAGUUUUCAUAGAGUUCCUUAGUAUAUGAAGUUAUAGGUCUAUAUAUGGCUCUUAAACUUUUUUUUUUUUGAAUUUAUACAAAAAAUUAUAAACUUAUUAUGGUGCAUCUCAAUACAUAUCUCAUAACAUAGACAUUAUAUAUAUAUAUAUCAAAAGACUUAAGAUAUA
Molecule: messenger RNA, 2485 nt
Organism: Parasteatoda tepidariorum (common house spider)
Lineage: Eukaryota; Metazoa; Arthropoda; Arachnida; Araneae; Theridiidae
Source: RefSeq, a predicted model, not a curated record